AUCUAUAAUGCUCUAUAAUCAUUCAAUUUGAGUUGCCAGCAAGAAAAAGAUUUAAAGGUCACUAAAACCAUAAAGCGCGACUAAAUAUUUGUAAUUUUGGAGUGCAAGACUGAUCUGAGUCAGUGAAAUUUCAGCCAGCACACUGAGCAACAACGCAGAGGCAAGAUGAUGAUGAUGUAGUCAGCUAUCCGGGUUGGGUUGCGAGUAUCAGUUGUUUGACCAUGGUGGAUGUGUUACCCAGGACCGCCGCUCGUGGUGGCUUUGUCUCAACAAAAGCUUGGGUUUUUUGGGUGUUGCUCCAGUCAAUCGUGUUACCACGGACCUCGGCGUUCCGAACGGAGUCUUCCUUGUCGAGAAGGUUUUCACUGAUUCCGCGGAGUUUGCACAAUCCCAAUGCAAAUAGCAAUCAUGUUGAUGGUGCUGAAUCAGCAUGUACCUCAAAAAUCACUUCACAUCGACGAGAGGCUCUUGCCAAAUUCAUGGCUCUGCUCUCUGUAACAGCCACCACUCCGCCCACGCCAACCUUGGCAUUGGACAUGGAUGCCUUCAUGAGUCAGGAACUCUCGAGCAACCGCGGGAAUGAUGCUUCCUUGAAAGAGAUGAGUGACGAUGAAGCACUGUGCAAGUUUGGGCAGCCCUCCAAGGAACGGGGGGAGGCUUGUAUAAGAAUGGGCUUGCCUACUACCUUGAAGAAGGGAGGUGUAGAUGCGUUUGGCAAUGUAGAUCGGGGAACCUUUGUGCGUUGUAAAAUCAUCUAUGUGGAAGAUCCUAACUCACCCAACAAGGGCUUUCUCAUGAAGAAGACUGUUUGUGAUUGAAGAAACGAGAGCAUGCGGUUCUUUUGCUAGCUAUGAAUACUAUCUGCCGGGGAUCCACCGUUGUGCUGUUCACCGUGAACACAGGGUGGAUUCAAAAUUUCUAGGGCACACGUUGUGCUAUAAGCUACUGCUUCAUAAAUCAAUUGAAUCAAUACCAUCGCAUACAUGUCGCGUCUUGUGCUUAUUGUACGACAAUCUGUCCU
Seminavis robusta is the source of this 1021-nucleotide messenger RNA. NCBI's taxonomy places the organism in Eukaryota, Bacillariophyta, Bacillariophyceae, Naviculales, Naviculaceae. The record is from the annotation of a GenBank genome assembly.